Lotus japonicus is the source of this 2953-nucleotide messenger RNA. RefSeq lists its product as uncharacterized. The record is from RefSeq and is a predicted model, not a curated record. Lineage: Eukaryota; Viridiplantae; Streptophyta; Magnoliopsida; Fabales; Fabaceae. The coding region runs from base 63 to 2663 and encodes 866 amino acids. The transcript is spliced from 15 exons. Gene Ontology annotation, biological process: protein modification process.
CACUCCACUUCAUCGGAGUGCACCGCACCGCAAAUACACAACGCCGCCGCGGAGACAGAAGAAUGGUAGCCAUGGCCGGCGGCGCCAAGAGAAUCCGAACCUACGAAGAGUUCGCCCAAGUCCACGCACUGUUACUCGCGUCGUCAGGACUACCGCAGUCACUUUUCCGCCGCCUCUUCCAAAAGCUCGCCGGCGAGACCUUCGACGGCGGAAACCACUUCCAAAUCGAGCCCUGCGAGGACGGACGCAUGAGACGCCUCGUUCUCACCUCCGAUUCCAUGCCCAAGGACUCCGACGUCUUCCUCAUCGAUCACGCAUGGACCUUCCGACUCCCCGACGCUUACAACCAGCUGCUUGAAGUUCCGGGAUUGGCUGAGAGGAUGGGUUCUUUGAUGUGUGUGGAUAUUGAUAUGAAUUUGGAAGGUGAAGGUGAGGUUAGUGAGAAGCCUGAUGUAUUGGAAGUUCUCGAAAGCGAGGUUCGCGAGACGAAAGAGAAAGGAGAUGGUAAAUUGAGAUGGUUGGAGCUUGAAGGACUUGACAUUGAUGAUGAUAUGCUUUUGUCUCUUGACUUAUCUUCAAAAUUUCCUGAUUUAGUGUCGCUUAGCCUAUACGGAAACAAGCUCAAUAGAGCCGAAGUGGUUGUUCAGGAAGUUAGCAAAUUUAAGCAUCUUAAAGGACUGUGGCUGAACAAUAAUCUGGUGCUUAAAGAGUGUAAUGACAAAAUUGCAGGUGCCAUUCUUAAGGAGUUACCUGAACUGGAGAUAUAUAAUUCAAAUUUUACAAGCAAUUUUGGGGAAUGGGCCUUGGGCUUUUGUGCAGGGAUAUAUGAAAAGGAUAACCCAGCAAGUUCUGAUCAUGCUGAUAGCCCGCUGCAGAGUGUGUCCACUCUUGAUAUUUCUAAUAGAAACAUUCAUAAUUUAAUCAACAAGGCAUUUUCACCCAUUUUAUUUUCAUCUCUAUCACACUUGAACAUUCAUGGAAAUCCGUUGGAGCAAAACUCGGUUGGUGACUUGUUAGAUUUGCUGAGGAGAUUCCCUUGCUUAUGUUCAUUGGGGGUAGAUAUUCCUGGUCCUCUUGGAGGAAGUGCCAUUGAAAUCCUGGAAUCUCUUCCGAACAUUUCUGAACUAAAUGGUAUUAGUGCAUCCCAAAUAUUGGAAACUAGUAAGCAGGUCAUUGAUUCAGCACUUCUUCCUCGUGUUUCUGAAUGGACUCCUGAUGAGCCUCUUGCUGACCGUAUUGUAAAUGGAAUGUGGAAAUAUCUAAUGACUUAUAGACUUGCAGAUGAAGAAAAGUUAGAUGAGACGUCUGUAUGGUAUGUGAUGGAUGAGCUUGGUUCUGCUUUGCGGCACAGUGAUGAGCCAAAUUUCAGAGUGGCACCUUUUCUUUUCAUGCCAGAGGGUAAUCUGGCAUCAGCUGUGAGCUUUUCUAUUCUAUGGCCAACUCAAAAUUUGCAGAAAGGUGAUGAAUGCACUCGAGAUUUUCUUCUUGGUAUCGGGGAGGAUAAACAACGUUCUGCUAGACUUACUGCCUGGUUCCACACACCAGAGAACUAUUUUAUCCAAGAGUUUGAGAAGCACAAUCAGAAAUUGGGAUCCACAAGUUUGAUCCCACCCACUGUGCAGUCUUCUGAGACUAGAAGUAUUCAUCAACCUGAUGGGCGUCCUUUACGUGUUUACACAGAUAUACCUCAUGUGGAAGAAAACUUGACGCAUCCGGAGUUUGCAAUUACAAAGGAACCAAAAGAUGCAGAUAUAAUAUGGACAUGUAUGCAGAUAGAUGAGGAUACAAAGAAGGCCACAGGAAUAACAGAUCAGCAAUACAUUAAUCAAUUUCCUUUUGAGGCUUGUCUUGUCAUGAAACAUCAUUUAGCGGAGACAAUUCAGAAGGCACUUGGAUCUCCUCAAUGGUUGCAGCAUACUUAUAAUCUUGAAACACAUCUAUCUCAACUUAUUGGUGACUAUUAUUUACGCAAAAGAGAAGGACAAGACAAUCUUUGGAUCCUAAAACCCUGGAACAUGGCCCGAACUAUUGAUACUACUGUAACUGAUAAUUUACCUGCGAUAAUCCGUCUCAUGGAAACUGGUCCAAAAAUUUGCCAGAAGUAUAUUGAAAAACCUGCUUUGUUCCAGGGGAAAAAGUUUGAUCUCCGUUACAUAGUGUUGGUUCGGAGCAUGCACCCUUUGGAGAUAUUCCUGUCAGAUUGCUUCUGGGUCAGGAUAGCCAACAACCAAUAUUCUUUGGAAAGACGUAGUUUAUUUGAAUAUGAAACUCAUUUCACUGUCAUGAAUUACCGUGGAAAAAUAAAUCACAAGAAUAUCAAGGAUUUUGUGAAGGAAUUUGAGGAAGAACAUCAAGUUAAAUGGUUGGAUAUACAUACAAGAGUAAGGAAUAUGAUUCGAUCAGUGUUUGAGGCAGCCGCUGUUGCACAUCCAGAGAUGCAUAGUCCAACAUCAAGAGCAAUGUACGGUGUAGAUGUUAUGUUGGACAGCUCUUUCCAACCCAAGUUACUAGAGGUGACGUACUGCCCUGAUUGUACAAGAGCUUGCAAAUAUGACAUGGAUAUCGUGGUUGGAGAGGGAGGUGUUUCCAAAGGUUGUGAUUUCUUCAACAAUGUCUUCAGGUGUCUCUUUUUGGAUGAAAUUUCGCAAGUUAGCCCAUUGUAGUCUAGUGCUUGCCAUAUUAGUCCACUCAUUGUGAAUGACAGUGGAAAUAAACAAUUUAGAGCAACAGUAGGCUGUUUGGCUGGUGACUGAAAAUAUGCAGCAACCACCACUGUGUUUUCUUCCAUUUUUCAUGUAUUUAACGUUAGGUCAUGGGCCUAAGUUUUUGGGUGUGCGAACGGUAAGGUUAGGUUGCUACCAAGGUCACAUGCUCAAGCCAUGGAAUCAACUCUUGCAGAAAUGCGAGGUAAUGCUGUAUACAUUAGAUCCACAAAGUCAGUAUUUACCCUUUA